AUGGCCAAUACACUAUCUAACAACCAAAUUGCUAUUCAUAUGUUCUUCGGAGAAAAAUAUGACUAUUGGUCUAUCAAAAUGAAGACCUUUAAAUCUCAAGGCUUGUGGGAGAUUGUCGACGAAGGGUUCACUACUCCUAACGACACUUCUAAACUCUCUCAAUUGGAGAAAGAUAAGUUAGCCAAGAAUAUGGAAAAAGACAACUUGGCACUCGACAACAUUCAGAUGGCUAUGGUGGAUUCAAUUUUUUCAAGAAUUAGCGGUGCUACAAAUGCAAAGGAAGCGUGGGAUACCCUGAAUGGGGAGUUCCAAUGCAAUGCAAAUGUACGAACUACUAAACUUCAAACUCUACGAACAGAUUUGGAGAAUAUGAAAAUGAAGAAUUCGGAGACCGUAAAUGAAUAUUAUUCUCAACUAAGGGAAUUAGUUAAUCAAUUAAGAGCUAAUGGAAAAAAUAUUUCCGAUAAAAGAGUAGUAGAGAAAAUAUUAGUCAGUCUCCCGAAAAAAUAUGAUCCAAUCGUUACAACAACUGAGGAGACAAAUGAUCUCGUCUUUCUCUCUGUCACGGAGUUGGUAGGCUCUCUUGAAGCAUAUGAGAAAAGACUGAGUAGGCGUGAAAGUGAUUCAAUGGAGAAUGUAUUUCAGUCUAAACUUAAAAUUCGGUCUCAAAAUUCAAGAGAUAAGGAAAGAAAAUUUGGAGAAAGUUCUAGAAGUGAAAAUUCUAGAAUUAAAGACAAUUAA
This is a messenger RNA of Erythranthe guttata (spotted monkey flower), 741 nucleotides long. Lineage: Eukaryota; Viridiplantae; Streptophyta; Magnoliopsida; Lamiales; Phrymaceae. The record is from RefSeq and is a predicted model, not a curated record.